CCGGUUCCGGGUUCUGAAGUCCUCCCCAGACACGCGGAGACCCAGUUGCUCCUCAGACCCUGAGGGUCUGGACCAUGGGGUCCCCAGUCCUCCUCUUGCUCCUGUCGGGGGCGCUGGCCGUGACCGAGACCUGGGCGGGCUCCCACUCCUUGAGGUAUUUCGACACCGCGGUGUCCCGGCCCGGCCGCGGGGAGCCCCGCUUCAUCUCCGUGGGCUACGUGGACGACACGCAGUUCGUGCGGUUCGACAGCGACUCUGCCAGUCGGAGGAUGGAGCCGCGGGCGCCGUGGAUGGAGCAGGAGGGGCCAGAGUAUUGGGACCGGCAGACCCGGAACCUCAAGGACGCCGCACAGAGUUUCCGAGUGAACCUGAACACCCUGCGGGGCUACUACAACCAGAGCGAGGCCGGGUCUCACACCAUCCAGAGCAUGUACGGCUGUGACGUGGGGCCCGACGGGCGCCUCCUCCGCGGGUACAGUCAGUUCGCCUACGAUGGCGCGGAUUACCUCGCCCUGAACCAGGACCUGCGCUCCUGGACGGUGGCAGACACAGCGGCGCAGAUCACCCGCCGCAAGUGGGAGGCGGCCGGUGCGGCAGAGCAUGAGAGGGACUACCUGGAGGUCACGUGCGUGGAGUGGCUCCUCAGGUACCUGGAGAACGGGAAGGAGACGCUGCUGCGCGUAGAACCGCCCAACACACAUGUUACCCGCCACCCCAUCUCCGACCAUGAUGUCACCCUGAGGUGUUGGGCUCUGGGCUUCUACCCUGCGGAGAUCACCCUGACCUGGCAGCGAGAUGGAGAGGACCUGACCCAGGACACAGAGCUUGUGGAGACCAGGCCUGCAGGAGAUGGAACCUUCCAGAAGUGGGUGGCUGUGGCGGUACCUUCUGGACAGGAGCAGAGAUACACAUGCCAUGUGCAGCAUGAGGGGCUGCCCAAGCCUGUCACCUUGAGAUGCAAGCCACCUCCUCCUACCAACCUCAUCACAUGGAUCAUUGCUGGUCUGGGUCUCCUGGGUCUCCUCAUGGUCACUGCAGUGAUUGGAGCUGUGAUCUGGUGGAAGAAGUGCUCAGGAGAAAAAGGACCAGGCUACUCUCAUGCUGCACGUAAUGAUAGUGCCCUGGGCUCUGAUGUGUCUCUCAUGGCUGCUAAAGUGUGAGACCAGCUGCCUUGUGGGGACUAAGAGAUGGAAGAUUUCUUCACACCCCCACUUGGUGACAUCAGCAACCCCUGACUUCUCUUUGUCCAGAAGAUGUCAGAAUGUGUCUGUGUUCCUUUGAGCAUAUGUGAGGACAUGAGUAGAUUUGCCCACCAGACCGCUCCCUAUUCUGAUUUUAUUCUUCUUUCUGAUGUGCUUUCCUGUUCGAGCAGAGGCAGGCUGGACCAUCUCCAUCCCUGUCUUUAUUUCAUGUUGGGCUGAGUACAAAUGACUUUUUUCUGUAUUGAAAAUGAGAAUCCAGACAUGAGUUGUGUUUCCUAAUUCUUCCAUAUGGGAUUGAUUACGUAAUGAAAGAGGAGAUUUGUAAAAUUGAGACAGCAAAUAAAUGGAAGCACUGAGAACCUUCUAGAA
This is a messenger RNA of Enhydra lutris kenyoni (northern sea otter), 1571 nucleotides long. RefSeq names its product DLA class I histocompatibility antigen, A9/A9 alpha chain-like. Gene Ontology annotation, biological process: antigen processing and presentation of endogenous peptide antigen via MHC class Ib; immune response; antigen processing and presentation of endogenous peptide antigen via MHC class I via ER pathway, TAP-independent. Lineage: Eukaryota; Metazoa; Chordata; Mammalia; Carnivora; Mustelidae. Gene Ontology annotation, cellular component: external side of plasma membrane. The record is from RefSeq and is a predicted model, not a curated record. The transcript is spliced from 8 exons. The coding region runs from base 75 to 1160 and encodes 361 amino acids. Gene Ontology annotation, molecular function: peptide antigen binding; signaling receptor binding.